This is a messenger RNA of Anopheles maculipalpis, 1587 nucleotides long. RefSeq names its product zinc finger protein 845-like. Bases 16 to 1587 code for a protein of 523 amino acids. Gene Ontology annotation, cellular component: nucleus. Gene Ontology annotation, molecular function: DNA-binding transcription factor activity; RNA polymerase II cis-regulatory region sequence-specific DNA binding; zinc ion binding. The transcript has 4 exons. The record is from RefSeq and is a predicted model, not a curated record. Gene Ontology annotation, biological process: regulation of transcription by RNA polymerase II. NCBI's taxonomy places the organism in Eukaryota, Metazoa, Arthropoda, Insecta, Diptera, Culicidae.
GUGAGCUGUUGAUCAAUGGAGGAAGUAGUGUUUUUAGCUACAAACUGUCGCUGUUGUCUGAUGGAGGAUAAGGAUAUGGUGUAUGUGUUUGAUACUCUCGAUGAAUUCAACAUGAAAAUCUGCGACCUAAUCGCCCGGAAUGGAGCUAUUGUGAUAUUCGAAAACGAUGCCUUUUCCAAACACAUCUGCGGCAAUUGCCUGAAUGACCUAGCGAUAGCGGAGCGUUUUGUGUUACGUUGCCGGAAAACCAACGAUCUGCUUAUGAACCUCAUCGCAAACGAUGAUGCACAUGAUGAUAGCGUAAUUGCUGAAGUGGCAAUAGAAGACGGAAGUGUGACUGGGUUAGGUUGUGAGAACGUAGCGUACGUUUUAGUGCCACCGGGAACACCAGAAACACAUCUGUUUGAAACAGAAACUAAAGUGGAGAAAGAACAAUCGCUGGAUAUGGUGCAACAAUUUGUGGAUGAUGCUGCUAUUGUGAAAGACGGAGAAGAAACUGGUACAAAUACGAUGGAAUUGCUGCUUUGUUUACAGCAGCCCCAAGCAAGAAUGAUCGAAGAGACUACGGAUGAAACGGAACAACUACAUGUACUUUGUGAUAGCGAUACAAUUUUACACGGUACUGAUUCACUGAUCGAGGAGGAUGAGAUCGAGCCAGACGAUAAUCUGUGUGAUGUGAGUUACGAGGGCCAUGAAAAUGGGAAAACCUUCGGAGUAAUUCAAACGGUAGACGAAACAAAUAUUGGUGAUCUUGAGGAAGGAUUCAAUAUGGAUCUGAUGGACGCAAAGCUCGAAUUUAACUACAGCUGUGAAUACUGUGGGGCCAGUUUCGUUACUUCAAAGCACUAUGCUCGACAUUUACUGUCACACAGCAUUGUUGCUUGCGAAGAAUGUUUGACGAGAUGUGAUGGUCCCGAGUCACUAAAAUCACAUCAAACUUAUUGUGUAGAAAGCCAUCAUCAGUCUAAAAGCGUCUUAAGCGAUCAAAAUACUUCCGACCAACGGCAACAGAAAAAGCAUUUCUUAUGUACGUACUGCGAUAAACGGUGGAUUUCACAAUCCGCACUUACGGCGCACCUCCGUACGCAUACUGGCGAACGGCCGUACGGUUGUAGGUACUGUAUAAAGCGCUUCAAAACGCUUUCCGCCCUGGACUUGCACGAACGACGACACUCCGGUACGAAACCAUACUCCUGUCCCAUAUGCGACAAACGGUUUACCGAGAGUAGUAAUCUUAAGGUACAUAUGCGGCGGCACACGAAUGAAAAAUCGCAUGUGUGCACGGUUUGCAAUCGUGCCUUUGCCCGCGUGUUUCUAUUACAGCUGCAUAUGCGGACACAUACGGGCGAGAAACCGUAUGAGUGUGAUCUGUGUGAGCGAAAGUUUUCGCAACAGUGUGACCUAACGGCACAUCGGCGUAUCCAUACUGGCGAACGACCGUACGCCUGCCACGUCUGUGGGAAAGGUUUUACGAAAAGUAAUGCCGUUGCCCAGCAUCUUAAAAUCCAUCAGAAACACCUGUUGGCGGAAACGAAUGCAGAAAGUACGCAGGAGUAUUUCGUGGAAGAAGGAUCGUCGCAAGAGUGA